GGAAGAGCAAAAUGGGCAGAGCUUUCUACAGUACCUGAACAUAAAUUGAUAUAGUUCAGCGGAGGAUUCAACUCCACUGUCAAACACAAGUAUGACGGAGGGAACACACCUGCGGAGGAGAGGGGGGCCGUACAGGACGGAGCCAACCACUGACCUGAGCCGCUGGAGGCUGAGUAAUGUGGAGGGCAGGCAGAUGUGGCGCUAUGUGGACGAUCAGGACACCCCCGACCGAGAGCAGACCAUGCUGGAAGCACAUUCUCUAGGCCUCGACACGAGUAACUUUGUGUCUGAGUCCCCAGCUGCACACACAGCUGUGGAGGCAGCUCUGAAAGGAAUGCACUUCUACAGCCAGCUGCAAGCAGAGGACGGUCACUGGGCGGGAGACUACGGCGGACCCCUCUUCCUGCUGCCAGGUCUCCUUAUCACCUGCCAUAUUGCUAAGAUCCCUCUGCCAGAAGCCUGGCAGAAAGAGAUGGUGCGGUACCUGCGCUCUGUGCAGCUAGCAGACGGAGGCUGGGGUCUACACAUUGAAGAUAAGUCCACCGUGUUUGGCACAGCGCUGAGCUACAUCUCCCUAAGGAUUCUGGGAGUAGAGCCUGAUGAUCCAGAUAUGAUUCGAGCCAGGAACAACCUUCACAGCAAAGGUGGCGCUGUGGGGAUUCCCUCAUGGGGUAAAUUCUGGUUGGCCAUUUUAAACGUGUAUAGUUGGGAGGGAAUGAACACACUGCUGCCUGAGAUGUGGCUGUUCCCCUCGUGGAUGCCAGCCCACCCCUCCACCCUGUGGUGUCACUGCCGCCAGGUGUACCUCCCCAUGAGCUACUGCUACGCUGUAAGGCUGUCUGCAGAGGAGGACCCGCUGGUCCUCAGCCUCAGACAGGAGCUUUAUGUCCAGGACUAUGCAACCAUUAACUGGCCCGCUCAGAGGAACAAUGUGGCAGCAUGUGACAUGUACACACCUCACAGCACGUUGCUCACCGUCGCCUACAUGGUGCUGAAUGUGUACGAAGCCCAUCACAGCACCAUGCUGAGAGACAAGGCUGUCAAGGAACUAUAUGAACACAUCGAGGCUGACGACCGCUUCACUAAAUGUAUCAGCAUUGGACCGAUCUCCAAGACCAUCAACAUGCUGGUUCGCUGGCAUGUGGACGGGCCCUCCUCUCCGGCCUUCCAGGAGCAUGUGUCAAGGAUCCCAGACUACCUAUGGUUGGGAUUAGAUGGAAUGAAAAUGCAGGGGACCAAUGGAUCUCAACUCUGGGAUACUUGUUUUGCUGUACAGGCUUUCCUUGAGGCAGGAGCCCAAAACAACUCCUCAUUAGCAGAGUCGCUCCGAGAUGCCCAUCGGUUUCUCACCAUCACACAGAUACCUGAAAAUCCUCCCGACUAUCAUAAGUACUACAGACAGAUGAACAAGGGAGGCUUCCCCUUCAGCACCCGGGACUGUGGCUGGAUCGUGGCUGACUGCACAGCGGAGGGUCUGAAGUCAGUGAUGCUGCUGCAGGAGCUCUGCCCCUCCAUCAGCCAGUUGGUCCCCUCAGAGCGCCUCUGUGAGGCUGUCAAUGUGCUGCUGAGCAUGAGAAAUUCUGACGGAGGAUUCGCCACAUAUGAAACUAAGAGAGGAGGGAGGCUGCUGGAGCUGCUCAACCCCUCCGAGGUGUUUGGUGACAUUAUGAUCGAUUAUACCUAUGUGGAGUGCACCUCUGCAGUAAUGCAGGCUCUCAGGCACUUCCAGAAGGCCUACCCAGAACACCGUGCAGAGGAGUUGAGGUCCACUCUAAAAGAAGGACUGGAGUACUGCAGGAAGGUGCAGAGGCCUGAUGGAUCAUGGGAAGGGUCCUGGGGAGUGUGCUUCACCUAUGGAAUAUGGUUUGGCCUUGAAGCCUUUGCCUGUAUUGGCCACGUCUAUCAGGAUGACCAUGUGUGCGCGGAGGUGCAGAAGGCUUGUCAGUUCCUGCUGGACCGGCAGAUGACAGACGGAGGCUGGGGGGAAGACUUUGAAUCAUGCGAGCAGCGGCGCUACGUCCAGAGCAGCAGUGCUCAGAUCCACAACACCUGCUGGGCUUUGUUAGGCCUCAUGGCUGUCAGGCAUCCCGAUAGGCGGGCCAUUGAGAGAGGAGUGCAGCUGCUGAUUGACAACCAGCUGCCCAAUGGAGACUGGCCACAGGAGAAUAUUGCAGGUGUGUUCAACAAGAGCUGUGCCAUCAGCUACACCUCCUACAGAAACGUCUUCACCGUCUGGACUCUCGGCCGCUUCUCAACGCUUUAUCCCAGCAAUCCAUUGGCUGGAAAGGUCAAGCUGUGAAUAAUUAAAAAAAACCUAAUCAGACUUUGUGCCACAUAAGAAAACUGAAUGCCUUCAAAGCAAAAUAACAGCCAUGAAGUUCAGACCAUCAACAAAAGUUGUGUCUUUUGUCAACCUAGGUUAUAUGCACAUUUCUCACAUUCAUUGGAGUUUGAAAACCUCUGCUGUGUUUUCAGAGUUGAAUCUUUCUGAUAAAGCAACACAUUUCAUUCUUUGAAUUACUUUCUCUGUUGACAUUCCAGCAAUACUUUUUCCACCAGGGCUACUCCCUAAGAACAUGUUGUAAUAGCCUGCUGCUAUCCAAGAAUGUGAUAUGAAGAUGUUUGUCUAUGUUGCCUUAAAUUCCUGCACACUUCCCUACCAUUUCCAUUGAGAAUAAAUGCUUUUUCUAUAGUAUAA
Eleginops maclovinus (Patagonian blennie) is the source of this 2698-nucleotide messenger RNA. It is a transcript of the gene lss, whose product is annotated as lanosterol synthase (2,3-oxidosqualene-lanosterol cyclase). Gene Ontology annotation, molecular function: lanosterol synthase activity. The coding region runs from base 92 to 2299 and encodes 735 amino acids. The transcript has 22 exons. NCBI's taxonomy places the organism in Eukaryota, Metazoa, Chordata, Actinopteri, Perciformes, Eleginopidae. The record is from RefSeq and is a predicted model, not a curated record. Gene Ontology annotation, cellular component: lipid droplet. Gene Ontology annotation, biological process: triterpenoid biosynthetic process; cholesterol biosynthetic process.